This is a messenger RNA of Electrophorus electricus (electric eel), 1500 nucleotides long. RefSeq names its product matrix metallopeptidase 13b (gene mmp13b). Gene Ontology annotation, cellular component: extracellular matrix. Lineage: Eukaryota; Metazoa; Chordata; Actinopteri; Gymnotiformes; Gymnotidae. The record is from RefSeq and is a predicted model, not a curated record. Gene Ontology annotation, biological process: proteolysis; collagen catabolic process; extracellular matrix organization. Gene Ontology annotation, molecular function: zinc ion binding; metalloendopeptidase activity.
AUGGAGAUCACUGCCGUAGUUGUGCUGCUUCUGGCUGUGGUACACUCUUGUGCAAAGCCUUUGCCUACUGAGGAGACAGACAAGCGGCUAUUAGCAGAGCAAUAUCUCAAGCGGUACUAUGGCAUGCAAGCUGGUCUCCAAGGAAAAACCAAGACAUCGGAUGUGAUGCAUGAGAAGAUCCGUGAGAUGCAAUCAUUCUUCAGGCUUGAGGUGACUGGACAGCUGGACGACAACACACUGGAGCUCAUGAAAAAGGCCAGAUGUGGUGUGCCUGAUGCAGCAGAAUACAACCACUUCCCCAGGGACCUCAAAUGGCAAAACAGCAUCAUCACGUUCAGGAUAACGAACUACACCCCAGAUCUGGAGAAGGAAGAUGUGGACCAAGCUGUCCACAACGCCUUGAAUGUCUGGAGUAAAGUGACCCCUCUGAAAUUUAAGAAGCUACGCGAAGGAGACGCGGACAUCAUGAUCAGCUUUGGAAGGAAAGAACAUGGAGAUUUCAAUCCAUUUGAUGGUCCAGAGGGGCUGCUUGCCCACGCCUAUCCUCCAGGAAACGGCAUUGGUGGUGACACACACUUCGAUGAGGACGAAACAUGGACAAAAGACUCACAUGCAUUCAACCUGUUCUUAGUUGCGGCUCAUGAAUUCGGUCAUGCCCUUGGGAUGGCUCAUUCUUCUGAUCCCGGGGCACUGAUGUACCCAGUAUACUCAUACAGCCGUGGUUUCCCUCUGUCUGAAGACGACAUCAAAGGCAUACAAUCCCUCUAUGGUCUUAACCCCGAUCACAGGAAAGUCAAACCCAAGCCUGAGGCACCAAACAAAUGUGACCCCAUGCUAACCAUUGACGCUGUGACAGAACUCCGUGGAGAAACCAUCAUUUUCAAAGACAGCUUUUACUGGCGGCUGCAUCCGCAGGUUGUGGAGCCAGAGCAAAACCUCAUUAAAUCCACAUGGCCAGAAAUCCCAGGCAAAGUGGAUGCAGCUUAUGAGAACCCAGAGAAAGAUGUGGUCAUCAUAUUCCGUGGAAUCAAAAUGUGGGCUCUCAAUGGUUACAAUGUGGUGGAAGGAUACCCAAAAUACAUCCACAAGUUGGGCCUUCCCAAAUCCAUCCGCAAAAUAGAUGCUGCAGUAUACAUCAGAGACACAGGCAAGACUCUGCUCUUCACAGAUGAGGACUACUGGAGUUACAAUGAACAGAGAGGUGCAAUGGAUAGCGGAUACCCAAGAUCCAUUGAAGUCGACUUCCCUGGGAUAGGGGAUGAAAUAGAUGCUGCUGCCUACCACUACGGAUACUUGUACUUGUACCACGAUCAAGUGCAGUUCGAGUACAACUACAGUGCACAGAAAGUCAUUCGCAUCAUGAGAGCAAAUUCUCUGCUGAACUGCUAAGAUCCAGCAACAUGGAUGACUUGAAACAAUAGCUACCUAACAUUUGAGAAACUCCAACAACAGGAGGUGACAGAUUUUUUUUUUUUUUGCAAAUGUUUGAUGCCUGGGCUG